AUGACUGAAAUCGAGGCGUUGAAACCGGUGAUGGGUAUUGCUAACUUGUUGGGAUUAGCUUCGGCUUAUGGGAUGUGUGUGUGGGUUACGUUCAUUUCGAGCACUGUGUUGGCUGAAGUGCUACCUAGACAGCAAUUUGGGGCGGUGCAAAGCAAGAUACAUCCUGUUUACUCCAAAGCUAUGGGUUUUAGCGUUGGGUUGGCCCUGUUGGGGCACCUUUUGGGGCAGGGUAAAACACUAUUCUCUAGCAAUACCGAGAUGAUUCAAGCGUUCAAUCUUUUGAGUUCCUUUUUCUUGGUUUUGGUCAAUGCACUGUAUCUCGAGCCUAAAGCCACAAAGGUUAUGUUGGAGAGGAUGAGAAUCGAGAAGGAAGACCGAAGAGGAAGAGAGAGCUUUGUUGUGGAAGAAAGCAGGGCGAGCGAAGCAGCAAUGAAAAGCAUGGAAUCCCCAUCGUCGGCAGCCACCAUCGGUAGGCUGAAUGAGAGGCUGAAGAAGCUAAAGGCAAAAUCAUCGCUUCUUAAUGUUCUUACCCUAAUUGCUCUCACUUGGCAUCUUGUUUACCUCGCCCACCGCCUAAGCUUCAACAGUUGUUGA
This is a messenger RNA of Hibiscus syriacus, 594 nucleotides long. Its product is annotated as transmembrane protein 205-like. The transcript has 2 exons. The record is from RefSeq and is a predicted model, not a curated record. The coding region runs from base 1 to 594 and encodes 197 amino acids. Lineage: Eukaryota; Viridiplantae; Streptophyta; Magnoliopsida; Malvales; Malvaceae.